Messenger RNA from Oncorhynchus nerka (sockeye salmon), 3761 nucleotides. Its product is annotated as proton myo-inositol cotransporter-like. Gene Ontology annotation, cellular component: apical plasma membrane. Bases 159 to 2099 code for a protein of 646 amino acids. Gene Ontology annotation, molecular function: myo-inositol:proton symporter activity. The record is from RefSeq and is a predicted model, not a curated record. NCBI's taxonomy places the organism in Eukaryota, Metazoa, Chordata, Actinopteri, Salmoniformes, Salmonidae. Gene Ontology annotation, biological process: myo-inositol transport; transmembrane transport. The transcript is spliced from 10 exons.
UGUGACCACGGCUACAGACCAACUUCUGUCAACUCGAAUUAUUAAUAAUUAACGGUUUUUGGACCAGUUGCUCGACUGUGAGGACAACAAACAUCUCUUAACAAUUAACCAACCAAUUACAGUCCUGUGAACAUUUCGUCGGUGCGUUUGUUUCCCUUAUGUCCCGAAAAUCGAGCGACAAUGACUAUAAUCUUCGUAGUAUGAGCAACCUGAUGGGUGAGAGGAGGAAGAAAGUGAACGAUGACGGAGAGCGGAGCCUCAUCAAAGCUUCGUCCAACGCGAGCAUCAACAGCCAGGCUGCCGAUGUCCCUGCCAAUGCCACUGCCGCCACCUCCACCCGGGACCUGGAGAGAGAGGCGCGUAAACAGUUCCAGCAAGAUGUCACACCUGUGUUUGUUUAUGUUCUAGCUGCGUUCUCCGCGCUGGGUGGCUUUCUGUUCGGCUAUGACACCGGGGUAAUCUCGGGAGCGAUGCUCCUGCUCAAGAGGGAGAUGAAUCUCAGCGCCCUAUGGCAGGAGGUUCUGAUCUCUAGUACUGUGGCUACCGCCGCGCUGUCCGCGUUGGCUGGCGGGUUGUUGAACGGAGUUUUCGGGCGCAGGGUCUGCAUCCUCCUGGCUAGUUUUAUCUUCACAGCUGGGGGAAUAGUGCUUAGCGCAGCUCCUGAUAAGGAGGUUCUACUGGUCGGACGUCUCAUUGUCGGGCUUGGACUUGGUAUUGCGUCCAUGACGGUGCCAGUGUACAUAGCCGAGACGUCCCCCCCCCACCUGAGAGGCCAGCUGGUGACAGUAAACACACUGUUUAUCACAGGAGGCCAGUUCACUGCCAGCAUCAUAGACGGGGCCUUCAGCUACCUACGCCAUGAUGGAUGGAGGUAUAUGUUGGGUCUGUCGAUGGUCCCUGCGGUGCUUCAGUUCGUGGGGUUUCUGUUCCUGCCAGAGAGCCCCCGCUGGCUGAUCCAGAAAGGCCUUACCCAGAAGGCCCGGCGCGUGCUCAGCCAGAUUAGAGGCAAUCAGAACAUAGACGAGGAGUACGACAGCAUCAAGAACAGCAUCGAGGAGGAGGAGAAAGACUGCGGAGGAGAUGGCCCGGUGAUCUGGAGGAUGCUGACCUACCCCCCCACUCGGAGAGCACUCCUGGUGGGAUGUGGACUGCAGAUGUUCCAACAGCUCUCUGGGAUCAACACUGUCAUGUACUACGGCGCCACCAUCCUGCAGAUGUCGGGAGUGCGGGAUGACAAGGUGGCCAUCUGGUUGGCUGGGGUCACAGCCUUCACCAACUUUCUGUUCACCCUACUGGGGGUGUGGCUAGUGGAGAGGGUUGGCCGCAGGAAACUCACCCUGGGGAGCAUCAUUGGUACAUGUCUGAGUCUGUCUCUGCUGGCCAUUGGGUUUCUGCUGUCUGCCCAACACACCCCUCCUGUCACCCUCCACACCACUGACCCCUCAAUGGUCAACUCCACCUGCAACAGACACCUGCUGUGUGAGCCGUGUAUGCUGGACCCGGGGUGUGGCUUCUGUUACCGUGAGAACAGCACAGCUCUGUUCGCCUCCUCGUGUGUACCUGUCAAUACAGCCUCCACUGAGAAGGCAGCCUGGGGCAGGUGUUCCAACUCGACCCAGUUGAGAGUCCAUACGUACUGGGCCUAUAACUACUGUCCCACCUCCUACUCCUGGGUGGUCCUACUGGGUCUUGUUCUCUAUCUGGCCUUCUUCGCCCCAGGUUUGGGUCCAAUGCCAUGGACAAUCAACUCUGAGAUUUACCCCCUGUGGGCACGGAGCACAGGGAACGCCUGUUCAGCUGGAGUCAACUGGACGUUUAACUUCCUGGUCUCCCUCACCUUCCUCCAUGUGGCUCAGAACCUCACCUACUACGGAGUGUUUUUCCUUUACUCCAGCCUGGCUCUGCUUGGGUUCUUCUUCAUCUACGGCUGUCUGCCUGAAACAAAGAACCGGAGGCUGGAGGAGAUUGAGUCCCUGUUCGACAACCAGCUGUGCUCCUGCGGGGCCACAGACUCUGAUGAGGACCGGCAGGUGGAGUACAUCAGGGUGAAGGGGAGCAACUACCACCUCUCUGAUAACGAUGCCUCUGACGUGGAUUAGCCCUAGCCUGAGUGCCAGUCAGUUUGUGCUUUCAUGCCAACUCAUUGUCAUGCCAAAUGGCUUGAUGAUGACAGCCAUGGAGUUGGCAAGAGCACACAUAGAUCUGGUCCCAGUCUAGUUUGUAACUUUGGCCUUGGAUUUUGUCCCUGUUCUCUCAACUCAGAAAGUAUGUAUCAAGUGUUUCGGAGUAGGUGUGUUGAUUUAGGAUUAGUUUGGCCUUUUAUCAUAAUUAAUAAUAUUACAUGGACAGGAAGCUUGAUACAUACAGCCCCUGAUCUACAACCUCUCUGAGUCCUGUUCUCUGGUUUGCCUCAGUCACGUAGGUUACAUUGCUCCAUCUUUUUCACACACAGGGUAGCUAUUUAUAACACAAGUUACUUACACAUUUGAUGUUGCCAAUGUAAUGUUGUAGUUACUUCUAUAGUUUGAUAAGAAUCUUCUUUUUGAUUUAUAAACCAUAAUGUAAAUAGUAUUAAGCAUACAUUACAUUCAAAAUUAUCCUCAGCAUUUAGACAUCCAUUUUACUGUUCAUAUGUCGCAUUAUUAUGAAUUUCCAUAUAUGAGGCAGACCAACAAUUAACAAAACUAUUGCCUUUUCCCUCACAUAAAAAACCCUAUGAUUAGAGAUAAAAACCUCUUCAAAACAAAACCUUUAUUGUAGGAGUCCAAACGUCCACUAAAAUGGCCAUGAUAUUACAAGUUUUAAAAUCAGAGAGAGGGAUUGUAAUAUAGUGUUGAUACCAGUAUGCCUUUCUAUAUGAAACACAACUCAGAACAAUAUUGUCUCAGCUUGUCUGUAGCAUCACAAAUGGGGUGUCAGACACUAGUAGUACACCUGGGCUUUGCAUCCCAAACGGCACCCUAUUCCUAGUGCACUACUUUUAACCAGAGCCCUAUGGGCCUUGGUCAAAAGUAGUGCAGUAUAAAGGGAAUAGCAUGCCAUUUGGGACUUAACCUGUUCUCUGUCUAUGAUGUUCAGUCUUGCUUUGCUAUUUGUUUUAUCAUGUUGGUUGGUAAGCUACAGUAGCACAUGACCCAUCUGUUUUCUCAUUAGUAAACCUAUGGAUUAUUAUGCUAUUUAUUCUAAUAUAUUUUACCCAUGAUGUCGGUGCCUGUACUGAAGUGAAAUGUAUGAAGGAGUUGACUAUAUGGCCAGCCAGCGUGAUGAUAGCCUUUCAGAAGUUGCGUAUGUUUUUAUUGAUCGAUGUAGACUAGACUAUUCAUUGGGUUGUACCUCAGUCUCCGAGGGAAUAACCAUGCAUUGAAAUGGACAGUUUAGUCAGUUAAUGUCACACACAGUUGUUCUUUGGGAAAACAAAUGUCAGAAAGAAUGUCUUAUUUUGUCUCCAUUUUACGUUGUCUUCCUCCACAGCCUUAUGUACAAAUUGCAAUGCAUACUCUUCACGUGAAAGAGCUGGGGUUCUCGUGUUCUAAAGGGUCGAGGAGUACUGUAUUGUACUUGCUAAUGUUGUUUUAUAUAUCGUAAAACUAUGUAAGGUGACACCUUUUUAGUUGAGUACUUGAGUACACAUAGAUUUGAGUGUAGCAGACUGGUUGAAAGUGGUCAACAUAAUGUCGCUGAGAAUAUGUCUGUGUAUUAUUGUCUGUGACAAAACAAGAUAGAUAGCUACUAUUGGGAAUUCAAAUAGGAUUUUCUCCAGA